This is a messenger RNA of Amyelois transitella, 3300 nucleotides long. RefSeq lists its product as uncharacterized. The record is from RefSeq and is a predicted model, not a curated record. NCBI's taxonomy places the organism in Eukaryota, Metazoa, Arthropoda, Insecta, Lepidoptera, Pyralidae. The transcript has 4 exons. Bases 663 to 1967 code for a protein of 434 amino acids.
AAUCAUUCAAGUUUCUUACUUUGAUGUGACGUGUGUCUUUUUAAGUUGUGAUUCAGUGAAAAUUACAGUAAUUUCAUUAUUACAAAUAUUCGGGUCUUCAUUCAGGCUAGCAAAAUUUUUGAUUAAGUUGCAUACAAUUUAGAUUUCAUUUAAUUAAAUCUAUACUAAUAUUAUAAAGCUGAAGAGUUUGUUCUCUGUAUCUCAGUAACUACGGGUUCGAAUAGAAAAAAUAUUUUUGUGUUGAAUAGACCAUUUAUUGAGGAAGGUUUUAGGCUAUAUAACAUCACGCUGUAACUAUUACGAGCGAAGAAAUAAUGAAAAAUGUGAAAAAAACGGGGAAAAUUAUUCAUCCUUGAGGGCUUCAAAGAUGCCCAAAAUAACUAUUCCACGCGGACGAAAUCAUGAACUGAUUGUAUGAAACACAUCUUCAAUCUUAGCUUUUUAUAGGUUAUUUGCAUCAAAAUAAAGCCAACUUGCAAUAAGACCUAGGUCAUAACUAAAACAGCGUAUUGCUCCAUAACAAUAUAUUUAUUGAGUUAUGAUCUUUUUGUAUUGCUGCAACUCACACUCUUAUUAAUUUGUUAUUUUAUAUGUACAUUGAAAAUUGUGUGUAGCAAAUCAAAUAAAUGAAUUAUCUAUCUAUCUAUAUAUAAUCUAGUAAAAUGAAAACAAGAAAAGCAGAAUUUUGUGACGAUAGUGAGAAAAAUGUUGGUUGUCUGGAGUCUAUGUACUGGACAUGCUGUGAAGAGAGAUUCUGCUUCGACAAGAAGAUAGCUACUUACAAAUUAGAAGAUGAACCGUAUGCAAAUGGUCACACGAACAUUGGGGCCAGUCUGGACAGCGUGGUCACAGACCAGCCCGUCAACAACAACCACCUCCCGCCCAGGGUCACGGGGAGGGAGGUCAACGAACUGCCGAUACAUGCGGACAAACUUUACGAGGUGUUCUCCAAAUCCCUGAUAUUUAGAGAUGAGUACGAACUUAAAGCGAAGAGUAGCAACAAUUCCCUGGACGAAUUGGAGACGAAAUCUGAACCGGACUAUCUGUCGGACCGGCCAAACAGAACCAAGGUAUACUUCGAGGACGAAGUCAACUCCCCCGUAACAGACUUCGAAAUAAUGUUCAAAGACGAACUAUUAGCCCAAUACGACAUGUUCAAAAUUGAAGAAGAAGAGGAAAGCGACAAAGGCAGCCAAGAUACUGAAGAAGGAAUCAUAAUGAAUGUAGUCAAUAUAAAGAAACAAGAUGUUAUCAAACCAACAACAGUUACUAUGAAAGAUGAAACAAAAAUUACGACGCCGGCACCAAUUUAUACUUACGAUCCCGUGUCUUCAGUUAAUUUACCAUCAGUCCUCUCCCUGCCAAGAGUUGAAAGUGUCCGAGGUAUACUAAGAAGUAACAGUGCUAAGACUUUAGAGAGAGUCGAUAGCGGUGCUAGAUUAGCUAAACCCAUGUUGAACAGAGUUGAAAGCUUAAAAAAUAUAGAUCCGAACAAAAUUAAUAAAGUAUUAUUGAGAGUGCCACAUAGAAGUGCUUCAUUUUUGAACAUUCCUGCGCAUUUGGCGCCUGAGAAACCGCCUCUAGUUAAAUCUAAAUCUAUGGUUGGCGUACUGUCAGCAACAGAGGAGUUGAAACUUAGCAGUCUUCCAGACACGCCUAUUAUUAAAAGUACUAAUUUGCCAAGAUUUUUCGAUGACAGUCCGUCAAUACCUGAAUAUAGGGGUGAUACAAGUUUGCAGAGUAUAAAACAGAAAUCCGCUAUGAUGUUUCAAGAGAAUGAUUUCAGCAUGCCAAGGUAUUACGGUACUGUCGGCAAAUCAACGGAUAGUAUUCCAGUGCAUGAGAGUAAAUCUAUGCCUGAUCUAAGAAGUUCUGGAUCAAGUAAGGUUAUCAAUAAGAGGUUAGUAAAAAUAAGGAGUAAAUUAAAACCGCUUGUUAUUAGAAAGAGCUCUGAGGAAAAGAUAUGAAUUUAUUUUGUUAAUUAGUACUUACUUCAUGAGUACAUACGUUAAGCGUCGCCCUAACAUAUGAUUUCAACUAUACAUACGUCACGUCAUCAUCACGUCUAUAUGCCCUGCGGGAUAGACAGACACGUAUUUGUAUAAUGAUAUUUUCAAAUUAAUUUAUCAUUAACCUUCCUUAAAUUUGAUAGUUGGGUAGAAAUCCUAUAAGAGACAAUAAAAUAAUUGGUAUUUAAACAAUUGUGAUUAAAAUAAGUAUUAAAGCCUACUUAAUUAGAUAUUAGGUAGGUAUGUUAUAUUUUAGUAAUACAAUCUGUAAUUUUAUGUAUUUCCAUUUCAUCAUGAACAUAAGUCUCAAAUUAUUCUACAAUAAAUAAAUUAUAGUAUUAUUUUAACUUAAAAACUUUUAGUGAUAAAAUUUUUAAUUAUAAUUUACUUUAUUUAAGAGAGAAAAGAACAAACUUUUUAUUUAUAUCUAUUUAACUGAUUUAGAAAACUAAAUAAUAAAACAUAUUUUUAUCUGGAAAGAACAAAUAAUUUAUUUUAAGUAUAAAGCAUCACAUUUCUAGUCAAUUUAUAACUUAAAUUCUUUUAUUCUGAAUAAGAUGAUCUGUUCACAAUUUUCUUUUCUUUUUAUUAUUAUUUGUUAUUGAUAAGAAUGAGAAAUUACAAACACAUACAUAUGAUCACGUCUAUAUCUCUCGCGGGGUAGACGGAGCCAACAGAACAACAACAGCCUUGAAAAGACUGGAAGGCCUCGAGCUGAAAAUUAUAUAAGAUUAUUAAAGAAGAGUUAAUAAAAAAAAAUAUUUUAAAUAAAAAAGAAUUGCUAAUGGCCACUUGCAGAGAGAAUUGAAAUUUAAUUUUAUUCCAUUUCUGUACCGAAAUAAUGGAUAACAAUAUUUAGACCCCUUUUUGUUGAAAAACACAUUUCUAUAAUAAAGGUUCGAUUAUAUCAAACUGAAUGCUUUAUUGUUUUUCAUUUUUAUUUAUUCUUCUCAUGUCUAUAAAUUAAUUUCUAAAUAAAAUAAAUUUCCAAAGAAAACAACUAUAAGGUCAAUAAUCAAAACAGCGAGGAUAUAAUAAUUGUCUUAACCUCCUGUUAUUUUUGUUUUAAGGUAAUAAUAUGUAGGUAGGUAUCUACUACAUCAGUUUACAUUUUAAAGUAUUUUUUUUAAAGUCUAAUAAAAUUCUAAUAAAAUGUUUGUAACAUUGCAAUUGUUACUGAAGCCUAACAGAUUUAUUGCUAUUGAAAAAAACGAUAAAUUAUUUUACUGUCAUAUUUUCUGAUGAUGUUAUUUAUUUUUAAGAUCAAAAUAUAAUUAUUAUUGUAAAAUAA